AUGAACUAAGAAACAUAAUAGAAAAUGGAAGUAUCAGAUAAAGUAGAAAAGGAGAAUUCUAUAGGAGAUGAACAUGAAGAUGAAAACCAAGAUUUAGUAGAAGAUUUAUUAUUUGGAGAUAUAGAAUUUGAGAGUAAAGAAUUCAAAAUAGAGAGAUUAUCUCAUAGCUAAAAAAAAUUAUAAUAAUAUCAUUAGCAUUUGCAAAAACAUACUGAUAAGGAAUUUUUAAAGGAUAAAUGGAAUCAAAGAAAGAAAAGAGUUAAUAAGCGUUUAGAUGGAUUGUCAAAUGAUGAAAAAUUCUAAGAAAGAUGCAAACGUAAAGAAGAAAUCGAAUAAGAAAGAUUAAAUAUGAUCAAAGGCUACGAAAGUGGUAUUCCAUUGAUUAUUGAUAACUCUUUUGAGUAGUAUAUGACAUUUAGAGAAAUACGUUCUUUGGCCAUACAAAUUUCAUAAACAGUUUUUGCUUAGAGAAAAAAUAAAAAUCCCUUUUAGGUGAAUGUCUGCAACGCUUCUUAAUAAUUGAAGGAUUGCAUGAACACACAAAUUUUCAAAAAGUUGCCUUUUAAUGUAUAUGAACAAGAUAUUUUAGAAAUUGAAAGGUUUAAAGGAAAAGAAGCAAAUAUGAUUUAUUUAUCACCUGAUAGCGAAAAUGAGCUAGAAACUGUCGAUCCUAGUGGGAAUACAAUUUAUAUAGUAGGAGGUUUAAUAGAUAGGACAGUUAAGAAAUGGGCUAGUUAUGAUAGAGCAAAUUCUAUGAAUAUCAAAUCAGCUAAAUUGCCUAUUAAUUAAUACUUAAGUGAUCUUACUAGGAGAGCCUUAAAUAUAGACACUGUGACAGUCAUGAUGGGAUUAGCAAUACAUCUUAAUUUUGAUUGGAAGACUACCACUUUGACUGUUUUAGGAAAUAGAAAAAUUAAUGAAGACCUUAAAGAAGAACAAAAGCAAAUCUAUUGA
Messenger RNA from Tetrahymena thermophila SB210, 954 nucleotides. Its product is annotated as tRNA (guanine(37)-N(1))-methyltransferase. Gene Ontology annotation, molecular function: tRNA binding. Lineage: Eukaryota; Ciliophora; Oligohymenophorea; Hymenostomatida; Tetrahymenidae. The transcript has 2 exons. The record is from RefSeq and is a predicted model, not a curated record. Gene Ontology annotation, biological process: tRNA N1-guanine methylation. Gene Ontology annotation, cellular component: nucleus.